CUUGCAUUGUGUAAUAACCUUCGUAAGAGAAAUAUACAAACCUAAGUUGAUGGUCGCGAAAGAGAAUGGGAGUUCCGAAAUUUUACCGAUGGAUAUCGGAAAGAUAUCCGUGUCUGUCAGAAAUUGUAAAAGAGUUUCAGAUUCCCGAGUUUGACAAUCUGUAUCUGGAUAUGAAUGGCAUCAUUCACGUUUGCUCCCACCCUGAGGAUAACAACCCUCACUUUCGCAUCACCGAGGAGAAAAUCUUCGCCGAUAUCAUUGACUACCUCGAGUUCCUGUUCCGGAUGAUUAAGCCUCAGAAGGUGUUUUUCAUGGCGGUGGAUGGUGUGGCUCCGAGGGCCAAGAUGAACCAGCAGCGGGGACGCAGAUUUAGGUCUGCACGGGACGCUCAAGAACUAGAGAAACUCGCAAGGCAAAAGGGCGAGGUCCUGCCCCCAGAGGAACGCUUUGAUUCCAACUGCAUCACCCCAGGUACACCGUUCAUGGUUCGACUUCAGGAGCAGCUGAAAUACUUUGUUGUGAAGAAAGUAAGCCAAGACCCACUGUGGAAGGGUGUGCGGGUCUAUCUGUCUGGGCAUGAGACGCCGGGUGAGGGUGAACACAAGAUCAUGGACUUUAUCCGGACGGAGAGGGCUGAUCCCAACUUCGAUCCCAACACCAGGCACUGUCUGUAUGGGCUCGAUGCUGAUCUCAUGAUGCUAGGCCUAGCGACACACGAGCCCCUCUUCACCCUGCUGAGAGAGGAGAUCCGGUUUGGAGGCAAGGCCAAACAAAGACCUCAAACGCCAGAGGAGACGACCUUUCACCUCCUGCAUCUAUCCCUGUUUCGCGAGUAUCUUGACAUUGAAUUUUCCGAACUCAAGGACGGGUUGAAAGACUUUGAGUACAACCUUGAGAAUGUUAUAGACGAUUGGGUUCUAAUGGGCUUCCUUGUUGGGAACGAUUUCAUACCCCAUCUUCCCAACCUCCACAUUAACCACGAAGCCUUACCCCUCCUAUGGAAGACAUACAUCGAGGUUUUACCGGAAUGUGGCGGUUAUAUAAACAAUGGAGGCAUUUUAAAUCUUGAGAGGUUUGAAAAAUACCUGAAAGAGUUGUCAAAGUAUGACCUUGAAUUUUUUUCUGAGCUUCAAGAGAAGAAAUCAGGGGCCAGUGCAGAGCUGUCUGAGGUCUUAUCCGAGGCCAGGAAACAAGGCAAAAACCAGCAGCCUGCGGGAAAUCUUCAUGCUGUGUACCAGCAGUUUGCCCUAGAGGACACUUUGGAUGGGGAGGAAGUGGAGGAUAAGGAGCUGGGAACCGAACUCAUGCCUAAGCUGGAUGACCGCUCAGAAGACCAGGACACCGAAGAUUACUCAGAGGGGAAUACUCUUGAUGAUGAGUUCCGGCACCACAAAAACCACUACUACAUGACGAAACUGAAGUAUGCGAGAGUCACUCCGGAGGUGCUGCGUGACCAGGCUAAAGGCUAUGUGAGGGGAAUACAGUGGAUCCUUCUCUACUACUAUCAAGGGGUCCCAUCUUGGAGUUGGUUUUACCCGCACCACUACGCGCCCUACGUGAGCGACGUGAAGGACUUUGCAGACGUAGAUUUGAAAUUUGACAUAGGCACGCCCUUCAUGCCAUUUGAGCAGCUGAUGGCCGUGUUACCUGCCGCUAGCAAGGAACUGUUACCCGUACCUUACCAGAACCUGAUGACUAACGCUACAUCACCGGUGAUCGAGUUCUACCCGCCAGAUUUUAAGACAGAUCUGAACGGUAAACAACAGGACUGGGAGGCUGUUGUGCUCAUACCCUUCAUUGAUGAGAACCGACUGUUGGAGGCAAUACGGCCCGUGUGUCACUUGCUGACCCCUAAUGAAAAGGCCCGUUACAGUCAUGGGCCACAUCUGCUGUAUGAAUAUGUAGAGGAGCCCGGAGAGCCGUAUCGCUCCAUACUGCCAGAGGCGUUCCCUGAUAUAGCUGCCAACCACGCCAGGUUGACCAAGGUGAAUCAAGACGACCACCAUAUUCACCCUGCCCAGCUCCGGAUGGGCAUACUGCCAGGGGCCAAGCUAAAUAUGUUCUUCCCAGGAUUUCCCACACUAAGACAUAUAUCUUAUAGGGCCGAGUUGAGCAAAAAAGGUGUAAAAGUAUUCCAAGCCAACAGUCGAGGUUUCAACACGAUUUUACAUAUCGAGGCCUCAAAAUCAGUGCCAUUGGUCGACAAUAUUGCCCAGGAAUACCUGGGUCAUGAGAUUUACGUCAGCUGGCCGCACCUGUAUGAGGCUAAAGUUGUGGCCGUCUGUGACGAAAAAUACUGGUACAGUGUUGACCAAAAUACUAAUUGACCUUGAAUACACCGAGAGGCCGUGGAUGACAACAUGACCAAUAUCUGGUACAAGGAAAGAGCCAACAUAGCUGAAGGAUACCGUGAUCGACUGGGAGUGGAGGUGGGACAGACACACAUUCUGCUACGGGCCCUGCCCAUAACAGGCAGAAAGUACAUUAUUGAUUCCAAUGAACGUAUCACCAUGGAGAAACAGUUUGGUGCAAAUCCGGUCACCUUUGCUCUCCAGGCAACUGUCAAGGAAAUUACACUUGUACAUGAGCCGGGCUUCGGGAAGGUUACCACUCUGUCAGAGUACAUGCCAGUGAAGGCUCAGGUCUUCAUGUUGGGUUGGCCCCACUACGGCUGUCAGGGGGAAGUGUUGCGAAUUGACAUGCAGAGUUGGGAUGUGAAAAUCAACCUCUCCAUUCUGGAGGAGCCAAGCCUGGCAUACAUUGUUAACACCAUGCAGGACUUUGACAUCCAGUAUGUCCCUGGUUUUGUGGGGGCACAGAAGCUGGGAAUCAGCAGUCACCUGUUGUCCCAACUAACAGGGACCAUCUAUGUUACUGCGGGCUGCGAGGAGGUCGUCAGUGAACAAAUGAACCCUCACAGGGUGAACAUUGGUUUGAACCUGAAGUUUACAAAGAAGCAAGAGGAGGUGCCAGGGUACACUAGGCUGCAGGACGGAAAAUGGGCCUACUCCUUCAAGAGUUUCGACACCCUCAGGGAUUAUAUUAAGAAGUUUCCUGACAUGUUUAAAAAUUUAGACAUCAUCUUCAAAUCUGAUCAGAAAAACAAAAAUAUGUUCUAUGAGAAUGAAGUGAUUCCGCUAAACAGUGACUACAAGCUAAAGAAUGUCGAGGAAUAUCUUGAAGAUCUUGAGUGUAAGAGUGUGGAGUCACAAAGGGCAGGAGCUGACAUCUUGUACGAGGGCGUUAUACAAGCGCUACAAAAGAAGACGGACAAGACUGUGGAGGUGUAUAAGAAGAGACAAAAGAGAGUGGAGAUGCAGGUCAAGCCCCAUCUACUAUACAGGCCAAUUAUACCUAGCGGCUCCCUGAUCCCUGACUCUAGCACGGGGUAUCAGCUGUUUGACCGAGUUGUAAACACACGGCAGGGUUUUUCUGUGCCGUUUGGUCUCCGCGGCACGAUCGUGGGCAUCCACCAAGCAGAGGUGGAGAUCAACACGGUGUAUGAGGUCAUCUUUGAUGAGGACUUUGCUGGCGGAAUCAGUAUCAGGAACUCAUCAAAUCGAGGCUAUCGGAUGUUUCCCUCGGCACUGCUCAACCUGACUCACGGGGAGAGGAAAAAUGGGGCGUGGCCGUCCACACGGGUAAAUAUGUCAGCUCAACAGAUGCAGGGACAGAACCAGGCCAGGCAGUACAGGAAUGUGAGCAGUGAUUUUACGAAUGCUGAUGCUGCGGCCUGGCAGCCUAGUUUCAACAAGAACGAUCAGUAUCAAGGUCAACAGAGAAACCAGGGUUACCAUUACAACAGAGAAGGCAACAACAGCGGUCAACGUGGUCGCCAGACCAACAACCUGGAUUAUGACCGUCAUAACUGGCGUGAUUACCACCAGCAACGGAGGCAGCAGUAUGGACAACAGCUUGAGCGAGACGGCAUGCAGCAGAUGACCUCAUACCAGAGGGCGUCAGAGAUUAUUCCUCCUAACUCAGCAUAUGGCUCCACUACCAACCCACCAGGUUACAACAGCAGUCAACGUGGUCGCCAGACCAACAACCUGGAUUAUGAACGUCAUAACUGGCGUGAUUACCACCAGCAACGGAGGCAGCAGUAUGGACAACAGCUUGAGCGAGACGGCAUGCAGCAGAUGACCUCAUACCAGAGGGCGUCAGAGAUUAUUCCUCCUAACUCAGCAUAUGGCUCCACUACCAACCCACCAGGUUACAACAGCAGUCACCGUGGUCGCCAGACCAACAACCUGGAUUAUGACCGUCAUAACUGGCGUGAUUACCACCAGCAACAGAGGCAGCAGUAUGGACAACAGCUUGAGCGAGACGGCAUGCAGCAGAUGACCUCAUACCAGAGGGCGUCAGAGAUUAUUUCUCCUAACUCAGCAUAUGGCUCCACUACCAACCCACCAGGUCAGCAGCAGUGGCCACACUCCGGUCAGGGGUACCAGUAGAAACGGGAAAAUCCUUGGAAACAGCAGAUCAAUUUUGCAGGCAAUCAGCAGCCUCCUAUAACUCCAGCCGAACUUUGGCUCAGCCAAUUAGAAAAUCAGAUCUGACAAGCCAUUGGUAUGAUCAACCAAUCAGAAUUCUCCAAAGAAAAUUAAUAAAGAAAUGUGAUAAUUAAAUUAAGCAUUGAAAUAUCAGAAUGCAUGUGACUGUAUCUUAUAAUCUAAAACAUGGAUGUGUUUUGAAAUAUUGCUGACUGAAAUUUCACUUUAAGAGAAACAUGUUAAAAUAUAAAGAGAAGUUGAAAUUUUCAUAGUUUACCAAUAUUCAAAUAAAAUAUAUGAAAUGACAUACACACGUUUUCUAUUAUUACCAUUUAUAUCUAAAUGCGUUCAUCAUUAGAUAAAAAAAAACAAUUAUAAGAAAGGAAGUUACGUCCACGUCAUAAUGUUUAAUAACGACACGUCGUUAAGCCUUGUUACAAAAUCUCAUAACAUUGAGGGAAAAAACACAGCCUGUUCACAUGUUCAUUCUUUAUAUUUAGGGCCAUUCCAUUUAACCAUACACCCCACCCCACCCUAUGAAGGCAAAAGAUGUGAAAAUUCUAUAGGGGAUGUUCAUAUUCGGUUUUUUUUGCUUGUUAAUGAUUUAAUUCACUAAGGGUGAAUGUCAAAUCUGAAAGUGCCUUCCUUAUGUGGGAUGUGUGCUUAAGAGUAAAAGCCCUUAUUUGUAUUACAUCGAUGUUUUAAUACAAUGUAAAUAAAAUUGUGCUUUUCGUUUCUUUCUUUUGGAAAAAGAUUUUGAUAGAGGUAUUUAUGGGGGGGGGGGGGGGGUUAAAUCUUAGAAGAAACAUUGAGAUAUUGUCAAAGCCUUUGUGUCUGUGCCAUUGUCAUGCAAUGUUUUUAAACUUUGGUUUGAACUACAAAUAUACAUGCUGGCUUUAAAAGCAUGCGUAACAUGACAAUAUGGUCAUGUUUAGCCAGUAACAUCAUUAAGGCGCAAACGAGCGUUUGUAUCUGCUUCGAUAUGUCUUGUUAUUGUUUUGAAAAGCUUCAUGUGGCCAUGUUUUAUUUUCUAGUUGGUUUUCAUCUUUUAUUGAAAAAGAAUUAUCAGCAGUAUUGAAUAGAGAAAUACAUGUUUGAGUAUUUUAAUGUUGUUGAUUUUUUUAUUAUGAACUUUUUUAAUAUUUUAACAUCAGUUAAUAUUAUGCACAUUAUAGUAUUGAAUAGUGAUAUAUCAGUAUUAUACAUGUACAUAUACAGAUUUUGUGAACAAUAUUUAAAGGUGUUGGUGAGAAAGGAGAGUAUUAGAAGGGAAAAAUUAUGAAAUAGGCUAAGUAUAGAAAAUGAAGGAGUGUGGAAAAAGAUUAGUUCCGGGUGAUGUUUAAACGUAGUCUGCUUUGUAAGUAGAACAGCUAUGUAUGUGCAUAUAUACUUUUAUAAUAAUACUUUAGAGACAAAGGCAUGCUUUGCAAACUAACUCAGCUAUAUUUGAUUAUUCCAAGACAAGUCGAUUCCAUUUUCUAUUAUGUAUGCUAAGUUUGUUUCAACAUACAUAAUUUUACAUAGAUAAUCAUUUGGAACAAAAGAUAAGCUAAUAUAUGUCGCUUUUAUUAUUAAUAAUGUUUUCUUCAUUUGUUCCCAAUUUUAAUACAAUGAUACUUUUUAUUAUGAAACUCUAUGUUCACACAAAUUUAAACCUUUUUUAUUUUAUAAGACAGACUGUGUGUGAUGCUAAUAGUUUCAAACAAUGACUGCAUCGUAUCUUUGAAAUGUUUUUGCAUUAGUGCUCUGAAUUGUAUUCCUUCGUCCGUGGGAUCCUUAAUCAUUGAAGUACUUGGAGUUUACUAAUAAGUUUAUUAUAAUUUGUUAUUAUUAAGUUUCCUCAAGUUAAUGCAUUCUUUGAAAAGAUUUACCUCCUACGAUUUUUCUCUAUUUAGGAUUGUUGGGAUAAGAGUGAGGUUUGUGCACGUAAACUGGUUUAAACCUCCAGUAAAUUUACAUUUUACUGGCCGUUCCAAGGCGGUACCUAACAAUCCUUGAUAAAUAUUUUUAUAUAGUAUGUAUGCACUGUGCUGUUUGUGGAGCUUUGUGCUAUUCUUCCAUGUUUCUUGUUUGGGAUUUUUUGUUUUGUGUUCUAUGUCUUUGGCGUGUACCCAGUGCCAUUAAACCGGGUUUUUGUUUAAACUUUUUGCUACUAAGCUUAUUUAUGUAGCUUUUCGCAUAGGUAUUAGAAAAGGCUAUAUGCGCUUCCAUUUCUUUCCUUAACGAUUUUAAUAAAAAAAAACUUACAGUAAUAUAGUUAUAUUGCUUUCAAUAUUAUAAAAUGCGUUAUGCUUAUAUGAUCCUUUUUUGAAUUGUACAUCAAAUUUUAUUGUUUGAUAAUCGAUUGGUUCUGGGAUAUUAUUUUUGCUCAUUAGGUUUUUGAUAUUAGACCAAAAAACCUGACGUUGAUGGCCCUCGAAGAAGAAGUGCUUUAUUGUUUCGAUAUGCAUGUUACACAUAUCACAUAUCACACAUAUCACACUGGACUGUUUUACAUUUGAAUUAAAACGUGUUAGUCGGCAUUCAUUUAUUGAUAUACUUAUAUUGAAACGCUCUAAGCUUUGUGUCUAUAGUACAUUUAAAGAGAUUUAAGUAUAUUGACUUCCAGUCGAUGUCUUGGUAUAUAUUAUUUCAUUUAUUUUGAGGUUUAUUCACCGCUCCGUUUAUAGUUUGUUUUUAAUAAUUUUCAUUUACAUAUCUGUUUGUUUUUAGGAGCUGGAAUAUUUUGCCAAUCAAUUUAUUUUAAGACUCAUGUUAUAGACUUGAAAUUAGUGAAUAAUACUUUAGAAAAUCUAUUGUUAGUAUAUUGCACCUUUUUAUAAGUUUUUCAAAUGUAUAAAAUAGUUUUGUCAUGUUAUCGAGUAUAUGUGUUAUGUAUAUGAUGCCAUAUGUGUACCAUUGUUUGUCACUCCACGUUCUAUCGUAAAGAUAUCUAUGAAUGACCGUUGUUAUUAUACAAGCCGGUAUAUAUAUUAAUAAAAUGAUUUAAUCCAUUUAAUGAAAGAGUUAACAAAAAUAAAGUAGAGUUUUUGUGUCGUUUAACCGUUAAAACCUUCUAAAUAUUCUGAUUUAGAUCUAAUUAGGUGGCCUUAAGCUUGCUGUUUGUUAUGUCUUCUUGUGAUUAUUCUUUCAUUUUAACAUAUUGUUUAAAUGAUUGUUAGGAUUAUUGGCGUAUUGUAUGUCUAAUUUGUUAAUUUUCUCCGUUAGUUUCUGUUCUCUCUGAAGUGUUUCUUUUGUUUUUAAUGUGCAAAAUUAAAAUGGGCCAUUUUUAAUGGCACCCUUUGAUCAUUUUCCACAAAUUGUUUGGAUUUUCAUUCUAAUUAAUUUCGUUGAUGUUAAGAUAUAUCUAAUUCAAUAGUUACAAAUGAAUGCCUGAUCUUAUUGCUAGCUGAUAUUCUACUCUCAGAAAUAUUAUUUGAUUUAUUGGUCGAAACCAGGAAGUAAUCAAGUCUGCUAAAAAUAGGGGCUUAUAAUUUGAGUGCCAUGUAAAUUGUUUUUAUUUGGAUGUUUAACCCUCCAUAUAACUACUCAAUUAUAAUUUUGAAUAAUAAUUUUAUCCCUUCCUUUUAAUAUUCUUGAUUUAAUAUUAUAUUGAAAUCCCCACUGACUUUAAUUGGCUUUUCAUCAUUUUCCACGAUAAAUUGAUCUCAAAUACUAAAAUACUCCAGAUCAUCUGCACUUUGGUCAUACAUAUUUAUAAACAUAAUAUUUCUUUCUACUAUUUCAAUAUUUGCACACUGUGCAGUACCCUUUAUGAUCUCUUUAUGUUCUAGGAUUGUGAAGUUAUUGUUCAGUUUAACAUUAAACAGGUACCUUUUCAAUGAAUUUUCAUACAAUUCAAUACCUUAUUUUUAAAAAGAAUACAUCCAUUGUAUGACCCUGUAAGUUAAUUUAAAUGAAUAAAGUUUCUCUUAUAAAGAUUGUUUAAGAAAUCUGUGGAUGUUUUUAUGACUUUUUAAC
Molecule: messenger RNA, 8453 nt
Organism: Mya arenaria
Lineage: Eukaryota; Metazoa; Mollusca; Bivalvia; Myida; Myidae
Product: 5'-3' exoribonuclease 1-like
Exons: 38
Biological process (GO): nuclear-transcribed mRNA catabolic process; rRNA catabolic process
Cellular component (GO): nucleus
Molecular function (GO): RNA binding; 5'-3' RNA exonuclease activity
Source: RefSeq, a predicted model, not a curated record